AAUUACUUCCACAAUGAUGGCAAUGAGUGCAAAAAGAAAUAAAAAAUCUAGUUUUGAUUUACAUGAGCGCUGGCUUUGGUAUAGUAUUGUAUUGCUACUUCAUAUACCCUAUACUAUUGGUGCAUAUGGAAACGUGGUGUCGCUUCCGGGAGAGUGCCGUGAUAUGAAUGGCAAGAAAGUAGAACAAGAUGCACACUAUGUGCCUCCUGGAUCGGAUACGUGUAGAUUGUGUUUAUGUGACAAUGGUCAUCCAAAGGCAUGCAAAGCUGUGCUUUGCUCACCGCCUCAUGAUUGUAAAUCCUUUCAGAUUGGUAGUUCAUGUUGCGAAUUCAUCUGUUUAGAUGAUACAAUAGGCAACACUACGGAUAAAACCUACGACAUCGGCAUGUGACUAGUAGCUACUGGAGUGAUUGUUACAUUUUCUUUAACCUUGCUUUUCUUCAUAAUUAGUCGCUUAAGGCAUCGUAAAAGUCGUGCCCAAGAAGGUCGCGAAGCCAUCGAUGAUUCUAAUCAACGCAAUAUGGUUAACAAUGUGAGUUACAUGGGAGGUAGUAUUGGCUAUCUCGGUGGAGGAACAAUGAAUAUGGAUUAUUCGUAUGUAGACCAUGCCAUAGCUCCGCACUACCAGCUUUGGAAACCACCAGGAGCAUAUUACACGAGGGGGGAAGCUCCACCUCCUUACGAGGAAGCAAUAGCCAUCGCUCAUGCCGAGUCCUUGAGUUCGUGUACCGUCAG
This is a messenger RNA of Anopheles merus, 735 nucleotides long. RefSeq names its product integral membrane protein DGCR2/IDD-like. Gene Ontology annotation, cellular component: membrane. NCBI's taxonomy places the organism in Eukaryota, Metazoa, Arthropoda, Insecta, Diptera, Culicidae. Bases 14 to 391 code for a protein of 125 amino acids. The transcript is spliced from 3 exons. The record is from RefSeq and is a predicted model, not a curated record.